Molecule: messenger RNA, 1483 nt
Organism: Lycium barbarum (goji berry)
Lineage: Eukaryota; Viridiplantae; Streptophyta; Magnoliopsida; Solanales; Solanaceae
Exons: 7
Coding region: 211-1212 (333 amino acids)
Source: RefSeq, a predicted model, not a curated record
UCAAUUUCAUUCAUCUCCAGAUCAGUAUCACAAAUCUCCAUUCGAAUCAAAUCACAUAACAAUAGUAGAUUCUACAAUAUUCCAUUUCUUACAUGGAACAACCAACACAAAUUUAACAACACAGAACAUUAGUCCUCUUAACACUUUGAAUGAACUCAAAACAAACAAGAAAAUAAAGGAAGCAACUUUCCAUUCCAUUUGUACUCUAAUAUGCCUACCAUUGAUUUGAGCAGAACACUUCCAUGUGUCACCCUUUUUUCUCCUCUUCAACAAGGACCCAAGUUUCAAUUUUCCCUUUCAAAUUCACAUGUUAAUUCAUUUUUGUAUAGUUUUAAACCCAAACGUUUUCAUUUCUUGAAACCAUGUUCUUCCUUAAAGGAAACCAAGAAACAAAAGACCCUUUUAAAGACACCAAAUAAAUCUCCUCAGAGCUUUAGGAGGUUGCUUAACUUUAACCCCAAAAAUAAUGAUGAUGAGAGUGAGAAAGAUAGUGGAUUAGGAGAUGGUGAUACUGCUAUUAAAGGUACCAUUUUGGCUGCUCUUUUGAUUGUUGGUGUGCUUGGUGGAUUUGGAACUGUUGGUUACAUAUAUAAGGACCAGAUUAAUGCUUUCUUGAACCACUUUUCUGGUUUUAUUGAAGGUUAUGGGCCAGCUGGAUAUGCUUUUUUUGUUGCAGUUUAUGCUGGACUAGAAAUCCUUGCAAUACCUGCCAUUCCAUUGACCAUGUCAGCUGGUCUUCUAUUUGGCUCUGUCACUGGGACCAUCAUCGUCUCCAUUAGUGGAACGGUGGCGGCAAGUGUUGCGUUCUUGAUUGCCAGAUAUUUUGCCCGUGAACGUAUUCUUAAGCUGGUUGAAGGGAACAAGAAAUUUCUUGCAAUAGACAAAGCAAUUGGAGAAAAUGGUUUCAAAGUUGUUACUCUUCUCCGUUUGAGCCCUUUACUUCCGUUUUCUCUUGGGAAUUAUCUAUACGGACUUACUUCAGUCGAGUUUGUGCCAUAUGUUCUAGGAAGUUGGCUAGGAAUGCUUCCUGGAACAUGGGCUUACGUGAGUGCUGGUGCAUUUGGCCGUGCAAUUAUUCAAGAAGAAUCUCAAAUUGGUCUAGGAGGAGGAAACCAAGAGCUAUUGACCGUUGGAGUAGGUUUAUUGUUUACAGCACUCGCUGCAGCUUAUGUUACACGGCUAGCCAAGGAUGCUGUAAAGGAUAUUGAGUAGGCAGAAUUACUUGUGCCCAAACCCAGUAGAGUUUACAUGCUCUUGUAUCAACACGCACAACUGCCUCGUGUAAAUGGAAAAACUAUAGUUGAGAAAAUCAGAUAGGGAACGAUGCAUUGUAUCAGUGAACACAGGAUAAGUCAUUCUAUGAAUGUUUUAGGGGGAGAUAGGAGACGAAGAUAGAGGUGAGGAUGAAUCAAAUACUGUACAUAAAUUUGCAUAUUGAUCUCAUUCUGGUUAUGCUUAGCACAGGCGUUGCCCGUCCUAGAAA